GCCCACAGCCGGUAAAAGGGGCUGAAAUGCAUCCGCUAAAGCGGCUUGCAUUUAUCCGCAGACUCAUAGCGGGUGCUUCCUAACCUAUGUUUGAGAGCCGUUAUUAGAUAUUGUGGAGUCUGCAAUCCAGUCUGAAAUAAAACACCAGCUGCAGCUCCUCCUGCAAGUUGCAGAACGUUAUUAUUUUUUGCCUUUGUUUUCCUAUUAGCCCAUUGAUAGUCGGAUCAGGGAUUUAUUGUACAGAAGUUUGCCAGCUGAUUCACCUAUCGUUGAAAUGGCUACGAAGAUUGAUAAAGAAGCGUGCAGAGAGUCGUAUAAUCUCGUCCGGGAUGAUAACAACGAUGUCAAUUGGGUUAUUUUUAAAUACGACGGACACCUUAUUGUUCCUGAUUCACAAGGCACAGAAUACGAGGACUUUAAACUUCAAUGCACAGAUGACCGUAUAUUAUUUGGGUUUCAUCGAAUCAUCACUGGAGAUGCCAUGAGCAAACGUGCCAAGUUUGCUCUGAUCACCUGGAUUGGAGAUGGAGUCACUGUACUGCAGAGAGCCAAAGUCAGCACCGAUAAAAGUUUGGUAAAGGAAGUAGUACAGAACUUUGCUAAGGAGUUUGUCAUUUGUGAUGAACAAGAAUUGGCUGAGGAAUACAUCAAACAAGAACUAGAGAAAACUGGAGGAGCCAAUUAUGAUGCACAACUUGAAUGAAGUGUAUGAGCAACCUUCGAUCUGCUGCUUGGCUAUAGGAUGUGGAGAAAAUUGGAUGGUCAUAUAGUUGUACCUCUACCCACAUCAACCCCAAGGGACUUGUAGUCACUCAGCAUCAUGAAUGCCCUCUUUAAUUUAGUUUGGAGGUGCAUGUAAGAGUCCACUGGCACAGUCAAAAGCUUCUCAUCAAUUUAUUGAUUUGCCUUUUCUUUGUUUAAAUUGUGGUUGACAUGAUUAUUUUUUCCAAAUGAUCCCAGGAGAAGAUUUCUUAUUUUGUUUCAAUUUUUAUAUGCAAGUUUGCCAAGGCUGCUUGUUCUGGAAACCUGUUAGUGGUGGGCAUGGCGGGGGACAGAUGAUGAUGAUGAUGAUGAUGAUGCAUUCUCAAAUAAAUCUUUUUCAAAAAUGAAA
Messenger RNA from Carcharodon carcharias (great white shark), 1111 nucleotides. It is a transcript of the gene cotl1, whose product is annotated as coactosin-like F-actin binding protein 1. Lineage: Eukaryota; Metazoa; Chordata; Chondrichthyes; Lamniformes; Lamnidae. Gene Ontology annotation, cellular component: plasma membrane; actin filament; cortical actin cytoskeleton. Gene Ontology annotation, molecular function: actin filament binding. Gene Ontology annotation, biological process: regulation of actin filament polymerization. The coding region runs from base 275 to 703 and encodes 142 amino acids. The transcript has 4 exons. The record is from RefSeq and is a predicted model, not a curated record.